CACUCCCUCUCUGAAAUCUAGAGACAAUCUGCAAGCACUCAACACCGGCACAGAACUCUGUUAGCAGGGAAGACUGAGGUAGUUGGAGAGAGAGAGAGAGGUUUGGAGAGGUAAAGUGCAGAUGAAAAGUUUGGAUGGGAAGAAAAAAAACAAGACACAAAUAGUAAAAAAAGUUGAAGAGGAGAAAGAGAAAAAAGAAGAAGAAGAAAAGGCGAGGAUUUGAAAAGUGAGUUGUGGAGAGUGAACUAACAAUGGGCUCCCCAGUGUGCUGUGCUGCUGCUGUAGUUGUCUCACUACUGGGUCUCCUCUUCUAUAGUCCCCCUGUAUGGGGCCAGGAGCUACAGGAGAGGGACGCUCUGUGCAACGAGGACGGCUGCUUCGUGGUCUACUUUCAGCGCAAGACCUUCCUGGACUCCUGGAGGAGUUGCAAGGAGAAGGGAGGCAACCUGGCCACAGUCAAACUCCAAGAGGGGGCUGACACUAUCGCUGCUCUCUUCUCCAGCGUGGAGCUACGGGGCCCCAGAACCAAGGUCCGGGUGUGGAUUGGUCUCCAGAGACAGCCUCGCCAGUGUACCGCCUCUCGCCCUCUCCGUGGGUUCUCCUGGAUUACAGGUGACCAGGAUACCCAGUACACCAACUGGCUGAGGGACGACUCACCCAGUACCUGUUCGGCCCCGCGCUGUGUGGUUAUGACCUAUGGCACAGCCGCCCACGAGCAGCAUGAUAAUUUUAAAUGGCUGGACGGCUCGUGUUCGGUGCCCGUGGAUGGCUACUUGUGCCACUACACCUACAAGGGCAUGUGCCCGGCUAUUUGGAGCGAGGGGGGCGGCAAUGCCCUCUAUAGUACCCCCUUCAGUCUCCUCAGUAGCCUCCUUACCCACGUGCCCUUUGGAUCUGUAGCCACGGUGCCCUGCCCGGGGGGCACAGAGGAGGAGCAGUCAGUGCUGUGUAUGCUGAGGGAGGAUGGCACUGUGGGGUGGUCCAGGGAGACGCCCCUCUGCUCCGACACCACAGAGAAGAGCUGGUGUGAUCGGGACAAUGGAGGCUGCGAGCAUUUCUGCCAGGAGGCCAGGGAACACUACUACUGUGAGUGCUCGGACGGCUUUCAGCUCGGUGACGACGGGCAGACAUGUGUUGCUGUCGACCGGUGCCACAGUGCCCCCUGCGAGUUCGAAUGCCUUCCGCUGUCGGACGGCUACCGCUGUGCCUGCCCCGAAGGCUACAUGCUGGCCCCGGAUGAGCGUGGUUGCCUGGAUGUAGAUGAGUGCCUGCAGAGUCCCUGCGAGCAGCUGUGCGUCAACGCCCCGGGUACCUUCGAGUGCCGCUGCCGCCAGGGCUACCGGCCGGACCAGGAGGGCGACUGCGAGGACGUGGAUGAGUGCAUGGAGGACCCCUGUGAGCACGCCUGCGAGAACACGCCUGGCUCCCACAUCUGCCACUGCCACCUGGGCUUCUCCCCCCUGCCCGAGGACCCCUCCCACUGCCAGGACACCGACGAGUGUCAGAUCCCUGGGACAUGUCAGCAGAUGUGUGUGAACUACGAGGGGGGCUUCGAGUGUUACUGCGAGGUGGGCUACGAGCUACUCUCUGACCAAUUCUCCUGCAGGAAGAUAGGGGAGGACUCACCCACCACAGUCACGCCCUCGUACCCCUGGGUCACCCGCCAACCCGGUUCCAAGUGGGACCCCCAGCAGACCUACACCGACUGGCCCCUGGAGGAGGAAGAGUCCCUGGACUGGCUCACAGACCCUCCCAGGCUGGAAAGUGACAUCAUCUGGGUCACCAGUGCACCCCAGGAGGAGCCAGUCCUAAACCACAACCCAUUCCUGCCCCCCCCCACGGAAGAGACCGAUGAGGAGGAGGAAGAAGAGGAGGAGGAGGAAGAAGAGGAGGAGUAUACACCUGGCUGGGACAUCAUGAAUUGGAAUGUCCCAGCCAAGGUCCAGCCAGAGUUGAAACCCACACCCAGUCUCUCUCCCAGCCCCACAUCCGACACAAUCCCCACCCCAACUCCCACCUCUGACAGGUAUUGGUUUGAGGAGGAUGAGGAAACCACUACCAGUCCCUCAGUCCUCCCCACCUCCACUAUCUCGGGAGGGGCCUGGAACUGGUUCUGGAUCAGUUCCACCCCCACCAGCCAGGACCAAGGACUUACCACAUGGCAGGAGCCAAUCACUGACCAGUAUGUCCCCGCAUCCAACUAUGAUGAAGCUGAUGAGAAUGAAGAAGUGGGGGUAAUUGACGAUGUGUGGGUGACAUCCCCCCCAGAGAUGGACCAGGACCCAGGCCAGCACAUCCCCUCCCUGCCUUCUCCCCUGGCUCCUCAAACCCCCCUCACACCCGACCAGGGCGUGGUGGAGGUGGAGAGGGAGGAUGAGAGGGGGCCGCCCCAGGAGGACGUGGUGGAGGUGGAGGAUGAGAGGGGGCCGCCCCAGGAGGACGUGGUGGAGGUGGAGAGGGAGGAUGAGAGGGAGCCGCCCCCGGAGGACGUGGUGGAGGUGGAGGGGGAGGAUGAAAGGGGGCCGCCCCAGGAGGACGUAUUGGAGGUGGAGGGAGAGGAUGAGAGGGGGCCGCCCCAGGAGGACGUGGUGGAGGUGGAGGGGAAGGAUGAGAGGGGGCUGCCCCAGGAGGAUGUGGUGGAGGUGGAGGGGGAGGAUGAGAGGGGGCCGCCCCAGGAGGACGUGGUGGAGGUGGAGGUGGAGGGGGAGGAUGAGAGGGGGCCGCCCCAGGAGGACGUGGUGGAGGAGGAGGUGGAGAGAAAGGGCGAGAGGGGGCCGCCCCAGGAGGACGUGGUGGAGGUGGAGGGGGAGGAUGAGAGGGGGCCGCCCCAGGAGGACGUGGUGGAGGUGGAGGGGGAGGAUGAGAGGGGGCCGCCCCAGGAGGACGUGGUGGAGGUGGAGGUAGAGGGGGAGGAUGAGAGGGGGCCGCCCCAGGAGGACGUGGUGGAGGUGGAGGGGGAGGAUGAGAGGGGGCCGCCCCAGGAGGACGUGGUGGAGGUGGAGGUGGAGGGGGAGGAUGAGAGGGGGCUGCCCCAGGAGGACGUAGUGGAGGUGGAGGUGGAGGGGGAGGAUGAGAGGGAGCUGCCCCAGGAGGACGUAUUGGAGGUGGAGGUGGAGGGGGAGGAUGAGAGGGAGCCGCCCCAGGAGGACGUAUUGGAGGUGGAGGGGGAGGAUGAGAGGGAGCCUCCCCAGGAGGAUGAGAGUAGCCAGAAGCAGGAUGGUGCCAACUGGCUGCUGGUAGGCCUCCUGGUGCCCCUUUGUAUCUUCAUCGUGGUGAUGGUGGCACUGGGCAUCGUCUACUGCACCCGUUGCGCUGUCACACCACGCAACAAGUCCGCCACCGACUGCUACCAUUGGAUCUCUGGGGCGCACGACAAGCAGGGAGCGCUCAAUCCCAGCAAGGGGAUGCAGUCACAUGUUUAAACAGACGAAAUGAGGAAA
Salvelinus namaycush (lake trout) is the source of this 3440-nucleotide messenger RNA. RefSeq lists its product as uncharacterized. Bases 252 to 3422 code for a protein of 1056 amino acids. The transcript has a single exon. The record is from RefSeq and is a predicted model, not a curated record. Gene Ontology annotation, cellular component: external side of plasma membrane; extracellular matrix. Gene Ontology annotation, molecular function: extracellular matrix binding; extracellular matrix protein binding; calcium ion binding. Gene Ontology annotation, biological process: cell migration. NCBI's taxonomy places the organism in Eukaryota, Metazoa, Chordata, Actinopteri, Salmoniformes, Salmonidae.